AUGGAUACGCUACUAACUGCCGAUGUCGCGACAAACUCUCGGAGAUUCAGGCGAAAGUCUAGCACUUUUGUCGAUGCCAUUCACGAAAUGCCAGAGACUGGAGAGUUGGCGCCAGCCCAACUGUAUAGCACCGAGUCAGGGCGUCUCUUCCAUUCAGGCCGAAUAAUUAUAGCCACAGUAGGCUUGCCAGCAAGGGGCAAGACCCAUCUUUCUGUUGCUCUAGCAAGGUAUCUGCGCUGGCUUGGAGUCAAGACGCGGGUCUUUCACCUAGGAGACUAUAGAAGAGAGCAUGUUGGUGAUGGAAAGGAUGUGCCGGAAGAUUACUUUUUUGUGAAUGCUUCGGCAAGCACAGUCCUCCUUCGCCAAAAGAUCCUCAAGAAAUGUCGAGAUGAGAUCUACCAAUUCUUGAACCACGAGAACGGGCAGAUUGCAAUUUACGACGCAGUUAAUCCGCUCUCCGAGGGCCGGAGAUCCCUGGCGAAAGAAUUUUCCAAGCACGAAGUGGAGACUCUGUUUAUUGAAAGUGCUUGCGAUGAUGAGAAAAUUAUAGAGGAAAAUGUGCGAAGUGUGAAGAUUUCUUCGCCCGACUAUAUUGGUUGGUCAUCAGACGCUGCCGUCAAGCACUACCUUGCAAGAAUGAGCGCCAAAAUACCACAUUUCGAGACAAUGGAGGAACCUGACCUAAACUAUAUCAAAAUGAUCAAUGCUGGCGAGAGGAUCAAUGUUAACAACUGUAGCUUUGGCUACCUUUCUCACAGGAUCGUCUUUUUCCUACUAAAUUUGCACAUCAAAUCAAGACAUACAUACUUUGCGAGAGCCGGCACAUCCCGAGAAGAAGAUUCCUACAAGACAGACGCCUCUCUUUCGGGACAAGGAAUGGAGUAUGCAAAGAAGAUGUCAGAAACUCUCAUUCAUCACCGAGAGGGAGAAAGGCAAGCUAUGAUCGAUCGCGGUGGACCAGACAUUCCAUUGAAAAUGCUGACGAUAUGGACUUCGACCAGGAAAAGAACGAUAGAGACGGGUCACUUUCUUGAGGAAAAAGGCUACAGAGUACGUCAGAGGUCUCAGCUGAGUCAACUCAAUCCAGGGGUUUGUGAGAAAAAGUCCGAGAGGCGGAUCAGGCUUGAGUAUCCCGAUGAGAUAGCGAAACAUGAAGCGGACCCAUAUCAUCAUCGAUAUCCGCGGGCUGAGUCGUACCACGAUCUUGCAGUCAGGCUCGAGCCCGUCAUACUCGAACUCGAAAGGGAGCAGAACGAUCUGCUCAUCAUUGCACAUGAGAGCGUCCUAAGGGUGCUCUACGGGUAUAUAAUGGCAUGCAAUGCUAUAGAUAUCCCAAACCUUCAAUUCCCUAGGAACGAAAUCAUCGAAAUCAUCCCCGCUAGUUACAACAAUGAAGCUACGAGAAUCAAGAUACCUGGACUCCCUGAAAAUUUCGUCCCAAGCUCUCCCGAAGACAUCAGAAUUCCCGUUCCUCCUAGCGGCUCUGUGACGCCGAUGGGCUUAGACACUCCAAGGACUGGCACAAGCUCCCCACGUAUGGCAACUGGCUCGCCACGUAAUGGCCUCUCGACACCCUCUGAACCCGGCGAGGGAAAGCAAUUGCUAGUCGAGAGAGCACUUCGAGAUUGA
Molecule: messenger RNA, 1629 nt
Organism: Letharia columbiana
Lineage: Eukaryota; Fungi; Ascomycota; Lecanoromycetes; Lecanorales; Parmeliaceae
Exons: 6
Coding region: 1-1629 (542 amino acids)
Biological process (GO): fructose 2,6-bisphosphate metabolic process; fructose metabolic process
Cellular component (GO): cytosol
Molecular function (GO): 6-phosphofructo-2-kinase activity; fructose-2,6-bisphosphate 2-phosphatase activity; ATP binding
Source: RefSeq, a predicted model, not a curated record